AGGGCAGGCGGGCGGCUGGCAGCUGUGGCGCCGACAUGGCUGCGCUGGUGGAGCCGCUGGGGCUGGAGCGGGACGUGUCCCGGGCGGUUGAGCUCCUCGAGCGGCUCCAGCGCAGCGGGGAGCUGCCGCCGCAGAAGCUGCAGGCCCUCCAGCGAGUUCUGCAGAGCCGCUUCUGCUCCGCUAUCCGAGAGGGCUGGAGGAGCUGGCGACUCCCUGAUGCCGCUGCCUCCUCACCCAGGUGUAUGAGCAGCUUUAUGACACGCUGGACAUCACCGGCAGCGCCGAGAUCCGAGCCCAUGCCACAGCCAAGAGCGUUGAGGGUGAGCAGCAUGAGAAGGCGGUGGAGCUGCUGAAGGCGGCCCAGGGCUCGGUGAAGCUGGUUGUCCGUUACACACCGCGAGUGCUGGAGGAGAUGGAGGCCCGGUUCGAGAAGAUGCGCUCUGCCCGCCGGCGCCAACAGCAUCAGAGCUACUCGUGAGCCCCUGGGUCACCACACCCCUGGGGCCUCCACGGGCUCCCUUUAACCCCAGGCUCCCAAACCAGGCCAGUGCUUCCUGGAUCUUCCAGCCCUGGCCCCUCCUCUGGGAUCCUGACCCUUGACCCUUGGCCCAGGCUCUCACCCCAGGCUAGUUUGGCCAAAUCCCCUGGGGAGCCCUUAGCUUCCUUCCAUCCCAAGAUACGGAACCUACUGUGGCUGGGAUCCCUCAGCCCACUUACCUGGGCCCUUGCCUCUGCAACCCCAGUCCUGCCCCUCUUGUCUACCCGGAGCCUCCCUGAUCCCGGGUCCCUUGUCCACCCCCCUUGCAGGUCCUUGGAGUCUCGAGGUUGAAACCACAGAUCUGGACGUUCACGUGCACUCUCUUCCUGUACAGUAUUUAUUGUUCCUGGCACUUUAUUUAAAGAUAUUUGACCCUCA
Molecule: messenger RNA, 916 nt
Organism: Homo sapiens (human)
Lineage: Eukaryota; Metazoa; Chordata; Mammalia; Primates; Hominidae
Gene: LIN7B
Product: lin-7 cell polarity scaffold B
Exons: 4
Coding region: 36-353 (105 amino acids)
Cellular component (GO): anchoring junction; basolateral plasma membrane; bicellular tight junction
Source: RefSeq, a predicted model, not a curated record